Messenger RNA from Trypanosoma theileri, 780 nucleotides. RefSeq lists its product as uncharacterized. The record is from RefSeq and is a predicted model, not a curated record. NCBI's taxonomy places the organism in Eukaryota, Euglenozoa, Kinetoplastea, Trypanosomatida, Trypanosomatidae. Bases 1 to 780 code for a protein of 259 amino acids. The transcript has a single exon.
AUGUUGCGACUCGCUUGGGUUCUUCGCCGUUCGGAUGGCCUUAACGGAGGCAGUUCUAUGACACUAGGUUCAAAGGGAAUGAAAUUGUCACCUGCUCCGCAUCGGAGACGUAUGCCCUGGACGGCUGCGAAAGAAUACUUUCCAGGUGUUGUUUUAAAUGCCAAGGAAAAGAUUAUAUUAGAUGGAGUUCAAUUGGUAGAUGUGGAAAACAUUGAUCGAGCUUCACAAGUGGAUCCACUUGAAGUACUAAAAGCUACAGUGGCUACAUAUGAAUUUAACACAUCAACAGGAAAAAAUAUUUUUCAGUUGGCAUCUCAGGUAGAAUUUAAUGGUCGGGGACAAAGAUUUUACAGAAAAGAAUGGCAAGAAGGAACAUAUGAUAAGUAUGUUACACUUUCAGCUGUUGAUUUUAAUCGUGAUGGAAACAAAGGAACUGCAUAUGGGUAUAUAACUUUCCACGGUGAAACCACUACACGACCAGUACAAAUCGAUUUUGCUGAUGUUCCAGGAUGGCUAAUGGAAUUCAAUAAAGAACGAGCCGUUCCCUUUACUGAAAUUGUACCACCACCGCCAAGCAUUGGGACUGAAGUUCCAGUGGAUCCACGUUCGUACCGUCUAAAGGCGUAUCCAUAUUAUGAUGCGCCAAAUCCACCCGAGUUUGUUGAGCGAUUGUUAAAGGAUCGCGGUGUACUGCCAGAUACCCCGACAGAAGCGGCAGAUCCCUCCACAGAACCUGGUGCUGGCGAAGAAGACGGUUCCACGCAUCACGCACCAAAAUGA